UUUAGUAAAUGUGAUAACAUUUGGCUGGACAGGUUAUGUUAGCAACAAUUAAAAUUCAUAUAAUGUAAUUGGUUUUUGAGAAUGAAUGUAUACAUUCUAAUUUAUUUUAAAUCCUGUUUGUAAUAAUUUAAAUUCAUGUAAUGUAAUUUGCUGUUGUAUAUGAACAUGUUUCAGCACCCAUCUAAGGUAAGGUUAUUGUAGAAAUUUAUUCAAGGAGGGUAUUGACCAUGGUAAAAGGUGAAUGUCAUAAACAUUUGGCUGGGAUAGGUUAUGUUAGCGUCAAUUUAAAGUCAUGUAAUGUGAUUUUGCUGUUGUACCUGUAUGUUCAUGUUUUAGCAGGUUUCUAUAAUGUAAGGCUAUGACCAUUUGUAUACUUAAUUAUUGAAGUAGUGGUAAAAAUCUGUGUAUAAAAGACAGAGGGUAUUCUCUAAUAUUCACCAGUCUUCAAGAUUUCAUCCCAGGACAAGAAGCUCAGUUCAACAGAAAUACUACCAAAAUAAAAUGUCGUACCGUACAAUUGCUUCAACUGAUUCAGAGAAUGAACAUUUUAGCGAAUCAAUUGAUAUAAGACCGUCUUUUUCAAAAACAAAACCUGGAUCAAAACGUUCUGCAGAAAAAACAAGUGUUAAAAAACCUAUGAAAAAGAAGCAGAAUAAAAUGAAUGCAUCAUACAGAGAUAAUAUCAGCGAACGCUUGAGAUCAGAAGAUUUUGAUGUUGAAGUAUUUAAUUCGCUAACAUUCAGACAAGGAGAUGGCGUUGUGACAAUAAAGACGCCUUUUGAAGAAAAAGGAAAGGAUCUUUGGGUGCUAAGUCAUUAUAAGGUUACUAACAUCGAGAAUGUACCAGUAAAGGACAGAUGGAAGUUCAGUGAAGCUACUGUUAGAUUGUACACGACCGACGAAUCAAAAGAUCAAACACUUCAUACUGGUCUUAAUGAGACAAUGCAAAUUAUAUUUGAUAAAUUACUAACCGAUCCAAAGCGUCAAACUAUUAAAAGCAAGACGGUUGUUUGAUUAUUAUACGGAAAAAUGAGUUUCAUUUAAUAAAACAAAAUAUUAUUAUA
Molecule: messenger RNA, 1064 nt
Organism: Metopolophium dirhodum (rose-grain aphid)
Lineage: Eukaryota; Metazoa; Arthropoda; Insecta; Hemiptera; Aphididae
Exons: 4
Coding region: 502-1014 (170 amino acids)
Source: RefSeq, a predicted model, not a curated record